UUGGCCAAAAAUGCCCGUCUGUAGCGAAAACUACGAGAGCGAGAUUGCAGAAGGGCGUAAUUGUCGAAGUGUGAAAUGCAAGUUUUGCGGUUCGGUGAUUUUGAGUCCUUCGACUGCGACAUUUGCCAGUUUUGAGUUUCAGUUGCCCCUCAUCCGCCAGAAUAAAUCGAAUGAGACUGAGCCCGAAACUGAGACCGUUUCGUUUUUCUGGAGCGUUAGCGACAUGUACACUUUCCAAAAUGUGGGGUUUUCGCACACUGUUGGCAACAAUAAGUAUCUGGCGUGUGCCGACUGCGAGGCUGGGCCUAUUGGCUAUCACGAUCUGACGAAUAAGACCAGCUUCGUGGCGCUGAGUCGCGUCCAACAUUCUUAAACUUUAUAUUUUGUAGUUUUUUAAUUUCGUGAAAUAAAUAAUUUAAAUUC
Messenger RNA from Tribolium castaneum (red flour beetle), 423 nucleotides. It is a transcript of the gene strat, whose product is annotated as stratum. The transcript has 2 exons. NCBI's taxonomy places the organism in Eukaryota, Metazoa, Arthropoda, Insecta, Coleoptera, Tenebrionidae. The record is from RefSeq and is a predicted model, not a curated record. The coding region runs from base 11 to 373 and encodes 120 amino acids. Gene Ontology annotation, molecular function: zinc ion binding; guanyl-nucleotide exchange factor activity. Gene Ontology annotation, cellular component: cytosol; membrane. Gene Ontology annotation, biological process: small GTPase-mediated signal transduction; post-Golgi vesicle-mediated transport.